AUGGUGAAAUGUCUGAGAAAGAAGGGCCUCUGUCCAAGAAAAAUCUUCACAGAUCCCUGCUCAAGAAUGCAACCUCCUAGUCCCUACACCAGCUUGGAGACUCAGGAUGGCUAUUUUUCCCACCGACCGAAAGAGAAAAUGCGAACAGACAGCAAUAAUGAAAAUUCAGUCCCCAAGGACUUUGAAAACAUUGAUAACAGUAACUUUGCUCCCAGGACUCAGAGGCAAAAACACCAGACUGAGCUGGUGAAAAAACCCCUUAGCAAGCAAAAGGAGCACUUGAGAAAGAAACUGGAAGAGGAAAAGGUGAAAGAGAACUCACUAUUGGGGAAGAACUCGAAUGAAGUGGUGCAAUUUGGUAACCAUCCUGGAAAAAACAGUAGCAACAACAAUCUGAAGGACAUUCACAGGUCUCCCAGACAGCAUCAUUUCAAAAAAAAUGGGAACAGCUCCCCUGAACUGAGAUAUGACCAAUCUCUGAGGUGCGAGAUAACAGGCAAAGAGGCAAUCUCAGCCAUGUCCCGGGCUAAGUCCAAGCAGUGUCGACAGGAGAUUGCAGAGAUAUAUUGUCAGCACAAGCACGGGAAGCUGAUGCCGGAGAAGGUGACACGUUUCUGUGCGUUGGAGGGAAAAGCCAACAACAACGUGCAGUGGGACGAGGAUUCUGUGGAAUACAUGCCAGCCAACCCCGUCAGGAUCGCGUUUGUCUUGGUGGUCCAUGGCAGAGCUUCUCGGCAGCUCCAACGCAUGUUUAAGGCUAUUUACCAUAAAGACCAUUUUUAUUACAUUCACGUUGACAAGCGAUCCAAUUACUUACACCGGCAAGUGCUCCAGUUUGCCAACCAGUACCCAAACGUAAGAGUGACUUCUUGGAGAAUGGCAACUAUCUGGGGAGGAGCAAGUCUGCUGUCCACCUACCUGCAGAGCAUGAGGGACUUGAUGGAGAUGAAUGACUGGCCAUGGGACUUCUUCAUUAACCUCAGCGCUGCUGACUACCCCAUCAGGACGAAUGACCAGCUAGUAGCAUUCCUGUCCAGGUACCGUGAUAUGAACUUCUUGAAGUCCCACGGGAGGGACAAUGCAAGAUUUAUUAGAAAACAAGGGCUGGAUCGGCUUUUCCUGGAAUGUGAUACACACAUGUGGCGUCUGGGGGACCGGCAGAUCCCCGAAGGAAUCGCGGUCGAUGGGGGAUCCGACUGGUUCCUCCUGAACAGGAAGUUUGUGGAGUACAUCACUUUUUCCAAUGACGACUUGGUAACAAAGAUGAAGAGGAGCAGCUCAGCCUUGAGGGCGCAUGGGGCAGGGCCGCUGCUGGCGGUGACUGGGCCAGCUCCUGCGUGCUCACGCGGCGUCGCAGCUGUAGGAGCUCCGGCUCCCUCCGGAGCGGGGCAGUCGGAGCGGGCCGGCCGGGCCCUGGGAGGCCGUGGCGAGUCUUUCUUUCACACGGUCCUGGAAAACAGCCCAUACUGUGACUCCAUGGUGGACAACAAUUUGCGUAUCACGAACUGGAACCGUAAACUCGGUUGCAAAUGUCAGUACAAACACAUUGUAGACUGGUGUGGCUGCUCGCCCAAUGAUUUCAAACCUGCAGACUUCCACAGGUUCCAGCAGACUGCCAGGCCAACGUUCUUUGCCCGCAAGUUUGAAGCUGUGGUGAACCAAGAGAUAAUUGGCCAGCUGGACUAUUACUUGUAUGGCAACUACCCGUCCGGCACGCCGGGCCUCAGGUCGUACUGGGAGAACGUGUACGACGAGCCCGACGGCAUCCACACGCUCAGCGACGUGGCGCUCACCAUGUACCACUCCUUCGCGCGCCUGGGCCUGAGGAGAGCCGAGACCUCCUUUCACACCGCCGGAGACAACAGCUGCCGAUACUAUCCCAUGGGCCAUCCCAUUUCAGUCCACCUUUACUUCCUUGCUGACCGCUUCCAAGGCUUCCUAAUCAGAUACCAUGCGACCAACCUGGCUGUCAGUAAGCUGGAAACUUUGGAAACGUGGGUGAUGCCAAAGAAGGUCUUCAAGAUUGCAAGUCCACCGAGUGAUUUUGGAAGGCUGCAGUUCUCCGAGAUCGGCACCGAGUGGGACGCCAAGGAGAGGCUUUUCCGGAACUUCGGAGGACUUCUGGGGCCGAUGGACGAGCCGGUGGGAAUGCAGAAGUGGGGGAAAGGCCCCAACGUCACCGUCACUGUCAUUUGGGUCGAUCCCAUCAACAUAAUUGCCGCAACGUACGAUAUCCUGAUUGAAUCCAGCGCAGAAUUUACUCACUACAAACCACCUUUGAAUUUGCCCCUCCGACCUGGUGUCUGGACAAUCAAAAUUUUGCACCACUGGGUACAAGUAGCUGAAACCAAAUUCCUCGUUACUCCUCUCACCUUUGUUAAUCGGCAGCCUAUCAAGCAAGAGGAAGCCUUGAAGUAUCACAACGGGCCUCCAAGAAACGCAUACAUGGAGCAGAGCUUCCAGGGCUUGAACCCCGUCCUAAAUAUCCCCAUCGGCGCCGCCCAGCUGGACCAGGCCCGGAGGAACGCGGCGCUCGUGGGCUCCAAGCUGGAGAGCUGGGUGGACUCGCUGGUGGGCAGCGCGUGGUCGGCCGUGGACAUCUGCAGCAGCGGGGCCACCUCGUGCCCCGUGAUGCAGGCGUGCGCGCAGACGGCGUGGAGCUCGCUCAGCCCCGACCCCAAGUCCGAGCUGGGCCCCGUGAAGCCCGACGGGCGCCUCAGGUAGCAGCUGGUGCGCGCGCUUUCCGGCAUAGGUUUUAAAAGGGAAUUUAACCUUGCUCACACGUGAGGCUCACGGCAGAUUGCAGAAGCCUAAGGAAACGUUAUACCUUGUUGUUACCGGUCGCAAUGUAACUCCU
Molecule: messenger RNA, 2857 nt
Organism: Tinamus guttatus (white-throated tinamou)
Lineage: Eukaryota; Metazoa; Chordata; Aves; Tinamiformes; Tinamidae
Source: RefSeq, a predicted model, not a curated record